CGAUACUAUUGCAUACACCUGUCACGCGCCCAUCACCAACACCAACUGCUAUUGUGAACUGACAAUUGUCACUUUUCCGCACGAAAGUUAGCAUUUGCCAAGAUAAAUAAGAUGCUGUCGCAAUCCCUGCUGAGUGGCAUGCGUGUCCUGCGCACAGAGGCUCGCCGCAACUUUGGCAUCGUCGCCCCCGCCCUGAGCAAGGCCUCCGAUCCCAUCCAGCAGCUGUUCCUGGACAAAGUGCGCGAGUACAAGCAGAAGAGCGCCGGUGGCAAGCUGGUGGACUCCAAUCCCGAUAUCGAGCGGGAGCUGAAGACCGAACUGGACCGUGUGGCCAAGCAGUUUGGCAGCGAUGGCAAGACCGACAUGCUGAAGUUCCCCGAAUUCCAGUUCCCCGAUGUUAAGGUGGACCCCAUCACCCAGGCCCCCCAGUAGAGAUCGCUCCUCGCGAAUGAGUUAGUGUAAUUGCUUUAAGUUCAGCUGCCCACAAGAACCGCGGGCGCGUCAACAAAGAUCAAUAAAAUCGGGAAAACAACAA
This is a messenger RNA of Drosophila teissieri, 535 nucleotides long. RefSeq names its product ATP synthase-coupling factor 6, mitochondrial (gene ATPsynCF6). Gene Ontology annotation, biological process: proton motive force-driven ATP synthesis. Bases 112 to 432 code for a protein of 106 amino acids. NCBI's taxonomy places the organism in Eukaryota, Metazoa, Arthropoda, Insecta, Diptera, Drosophilidae. Gene Ontology annotation, molecular function: proton transmembrane transporter activity. The record is from RefSeq and is a predicted model, not a curated record. The transcript has 3 exons.